This is a messenger RNA of Camellia sinensis, 489 nucleotides long. The record is from RefSeq and is a predicted model, not a curated record. Lineage: Eukaryota; Viridiplantae; Streptophyta; Magnoliopsida; Ericales; Theaceae.
AUGAAAAAGGACACUGCAGCAACUGUGAAGCCUAAUGUGGUGGUGGCUAAGGAUGGAUCUGGUAAAUACAAGACUAUCAGUGUAGCUUUAGCCGAAGUGCCCAAGAAAAGCAAUGAGACUUUUGUGAUUUAUAUCAAGGCUGGUGUUUAUGUGGAGACUGUGAAUGUUUCAAAGCAUAUGAGGAAUGUUUUCUUGAUCGGAGAUGGACCGACCAAGACCAAGAUUACUGGGAGCAAGAGCUUCGUCGGCGGUGUCACUACCUACAGAACCGUCACAGUGUCGGCUGAUGGAGAGCACUUCAUGGUAAAGGACAUCGGAAUCGAGAACAGCGCUGGAAGUGAAAUGCACCAAGCUGUUGCACUUCGUGUGUCCUCUGACCAUGCGAUCAUUUACAACAGUCAAAUCGAUGGUUACCAAGACACCCUCUACGCCCACACCCAUCGUCAGUUCUACCGUGAUUGCACCAUCUUAGAAUCUUUUAAUCUGUAA